AUGCGGUGCGGCUCGUUAGUACUUUUGUAAGAGGACAAUUUCAUUUCGGCGUACACCACAUAUUUAACAAUCCUAAGGAAUGUACAUUUGCUGACACUUUCGCUAUGGUUGUCGGUGCAUUUCCGCUCUUUAAACUGGCAAGUUUAGCCGUGAAACAAAUUUCCAAACCGAUAGCAAACAGUCUGAAGACCACAGCGAAACAGAGCGAUUUCUUUAGGAAAUAUGUUUGUAUCUGGCCUGGGCAAGGCUAUCACUGGCUGGAGACAAAAGUCAAAAUGAAGUUAAUGGGACUUGCUGGUCCAGAAAAAGUACCACCGCUGAGUGAACAAAAAGCAGUAGAUGUUGGUGCUGAGCUCUUGGGUGAAUCACUGGUAUUUGGUGUGGCAGCAGCUUUGCUCUUUCUAGAAUAUAGACGAGGGCAGAAGAAAGAAGAAGCUAAAGAGCAGAAACAAAACGAAAAGUUAUUUGAACUUCAUAGUCAGGUCAAAGAGCUUGAGCUUUUGGUAGAGACUAAUGCAGCUCAAGUGCGUGAGUUAACAAGACUUGUCCAUAGCAAAGACAGUUAACUAAAAUAAAAAAUAUGACCUUGUAAUUGAUUGAAUUCUCCUCUGCAUUUUAGUCAAAAUUUCAUUUAUUAAUAAGUAUCUUGCCACUUCUGUGUAAAAUUUUGUUGUUGAGAUGCAAAUUUGUGCUUAUGUUGAUGUGUAUGAUUUUAUUUCUCACCAAAGGAUUUGAUUCUUUUUCAAUUGUUGGAAAAAGUAUACCCUAAAAAGCCCAGAAAUUUUAGUUUACUUGUAUUUGUGAAUUGGCGAUAUUAAUUUUUACCCCAGAUUAGAUAAUAUCCAAAAUGGCUACCCCAGAAAUCUUUUAGAAAUAAUUUGAGGUAUACUCUGUGUAUCCUUGAUGUGAAAAGGGUUACAGGGUGAAAAUCUUUGUGUUCCUAACUUCCUUGCCUCCAAGUAAUAAACUAAUCAGUAUUUCUAACAUUCAUAGAUAACAUGAGAUUCAACAGCUAUCAUUUAUUUGCCUUCAAAGUUUGAAUGUUAUUUUAUGAACUGUUUUCUAUGGGAAGUCAGUAGUGGCAUUCAUACUGAACAAUUUUUAUAGGAAAUAUUGAAAAGACAAUCUAUUAUGGAGACUUUCUUUUUAGCUACAGGUUUGAUUCUACAUGUAAACUGUGUAGUUUACUUAUAAAUAUUUUGGGGAGUGUUUCAAUCAAAA
This is a messenger RNA of Pocillopora damicornis (cauliflower coral), 1221 nucleotides long. Its product is annotated as optic atrophy 3 protein homolog. The record is from RefSeq and is a predicted model, not a curated record. NCBI's taxonomy places the organism in Eukaryota, Metazoa, Cnidaria, Anthozoa, Scleractinia, Pocilloporidae. Gene Ontology annotation, cellular component: mitochondrion. Gene Ontology annotation, biological process: regulation of lipid metabolic process.